This is a messenger RNA of Mus musculus (house mouse), 2408 nucleotides long. RefSeq names its product nicotinamide nucleotide adenylyltransferase 1 (gene Nmnat1). The coding region runs from base 324 to 1181 and encodes 285 amino acids. The transcript is spliced from 5 exons. Gene Ontology annotation, biological process: ATP generation from poly-ADP-D-ribose; NAD+ biosynthetic process; purine nucleotide metabolic process. The record is from RefSeq and is marked validated. Gene Ontology annotation, molecular function: catalytic activity; identical protein binding; nicotinate-nucleotide adenylyltransferase activity. Gene Ontology annotation, cellular component: nucleus; nucleoplasm; cytoplasm. NCBI's taxonomy places the organism in Eukaryota, Metazoa, Chordata, Mammalia, Rodentia, Muridae.
UGCGCUGGCGUCCGGGCCGAGGUUGUCUCCUGGAGGACUAGGGCCGUUUGGCCUUCAAGGCCUGGUAAGCAACCCACCGAGGUCCUAGGAGACGAGCCUGUGCGAGCGUUAGCCCGGUGACCCGUACUUUGCCAAGCAAGGGACAAUGCACAAUGGCUGGGCCUUUAGAGACUUUUGUAACGGUCCCUGGGGCCAGCUCUUCAUAGUCAACUCUUGCCCUUUAGUUCUUGGAACCAAAAAGUUGGUAACUUUCCUGUGACCUUGGUGCAGACAACAUCGCUGUCAGAGGGUUGCAUGUAGGUCAACACCACCAACUUCUCCCCAUGGACUCAUCCAAGAAGACAGAGGUGGUUCUCCUGGCCUGUGGCUCUUUUAACCCCAUCACCAACAUGCACCUCAGGCUGUUCGAGCUGGCCAAGGACUAUAUGCAUGCUACAGGAAAAUACAGUGUUAUCAAAGGCAUUAUCUCACCGGUCGGUGAUGCGUACAAGAAGAAAGGGCUCAUCCCAGCCCACCACCGAAUCAUCAUGGCAGAACUUGCCACCAAGAACUCACACUGGGUGGAAGUGGAUACGUGGGAAAGUCUUCAGAAGGAGUGGGUGGAGACUGUGAAGGUGCUCAGAUACCAUCAGGAGAAGCUGGCAACUGGCAGCUGCAGUUACCCACAAAGCUCACCUGCACUGGAAAAGCCUGGGCGGAAGAGGAAGUGGGCUGAUCAAAAGCAAGAUUCUAGCCCACAGAAGCCCCAAGAGCCCAAACCAACAGGUGUGCCCAAGGUGAAAUUGCUGUGUGGGGCAGAUUUACUGGAGUCCUUCAGCGUGCCCAACUUGUGGAAGAUGGAGGACAUCACGCAAAUCGUGGCCAACUUUGGGCUCAUCUGUAUCACUCGGGCUGGCAGUGACGCUCAGAAAUUCAUCUACGAGUCCGAUGUGCUGUGGAGACAUCAGAGCAACAUCCACCUGGUGAACGAGUGGAUCACCAAUGACAUCUCGUCCACCAAGAUCCGGAGGGCGCUCAGGAGGGGCCAGAGCAUCCGCUACUUGGUACCGGACCUGGUCCAAGAGUACAUUGAGAAGCAUGAGCUGUACAACACGGAGAGCGAAGGCAGGAAUGCUGGGGUCACCCUGGCUCCUCUGCAGAGGAACGCCGCAGAGGCCAAGCACAACCAUUCCACUCUGUGACACAGGGCACGGCGUCCGCCAGAGGCUCGUCUGGAGACUCGAAACUCAGGGAAGGACUUGCCAUCAUCCUGUUUCAUCAACUGAAAGAUAAAGGUUCGAUUUAAAAAAAAAAACAAACCACCAGGGAAUUAAGAUCCGUGACUGAGAUGAAUGUUUUAAAUAAGACCAUUAAAAAAAAGGAUGUAAUUCACCUUUCAAAUAACAGCUCAGUCACUAAAAUGAAAUGUUAAUGACGCUAACUUUAAAUCAAUUUUUCUAGAAAGGACCUCAUGCUCUGCCGCACAAGAGAAGCAAACGUGAUGAGCAAGUCCAUUCACAAGCCACUCUUUUUUUUUUUUUAAAGAUUUAUUUAUUGAUUAUAUGUAAGUACACUGUAGCUGUCUUCAGACACUCUAGAAGAGGGAGUCAGAUCUUGUUGGGGAUGGUUGUGAGCCACCAUGUGGUUGCUGGGAUUUGAACUCUGGACCUUCGGAAGAGCAGUCGGGUGCUCUUACCCACUGAGCCAUCUUGCCAGCCCCCACAAGCUACUCUUUAGGGGCUGGAGAGAUGGCUCUGAGGUUAAGAGCACAGACUGCCCUUCCAGAGCACCCAGACUCAGCUCCCAGCACCUGCAUGGCAGCUCUCAGCUGUCUGUAACUACAGUUUCAGGAGAUCUGAUGCCCUCUCUGUCCUCUGUGGAGUCUGGGCCAUAUAUGCUUCAGGCAAAAGACACACACACACACACACACACACACACACAUUUGCCACACAAAGAGAAAGAGCAGCCUCACUCUAGCCAGGCUCACCGAUGCCCACCUGCAGCCCCAGCUGCACUAGGAGCUGAGGUCAGAGAAUCACUUUGAACCCAGGAGUCAAAGAUGACCCUAGGCAAGAAAACAAAACAGAAUCCUAGCACUAGUUAUGAAGAGAACUGACACGUCCUUAGUGCUUAGUGACAACCAUCUUUAUCCAGAAUAGACAAAGGAAGGAAUUCUUUAAGAUGUGACCUUGGCUGGGCAUGUGACUCAGUUGGUAGAGCACUGGCCUAGCAGGCCUGAGGCCCUGGAUUAGAUCACCACACCUGGGCAUGGCAAUGCACACCUUUAAUGCUGGCCCUUGGAAGGUGGAAGCAGAAGGAUCAAAGGCUCAAGGUAUCCUUGACAAUCCGCAAGUCUGAGGUCAUCAAGGGACGCUGAGGACCCUGUGUCUAAAUUAAACAAAUAAAUAAAUGAUCCCGCAAAAUUCACC